This is a messenger RNA of Hepatospora eriocheir, 471 nucleotides long. The record is from the annotation of a GenBank genome assembly. Lineage: Eukaryota; Fungi; Microsporidia; Hepatosporidae.
AUGAAAAUAAGAGACAAUAAUUUGUUAUGUUUUAUUAAAUUAACCAAGUGUCCAGUUAAACUAUCAAAAAAAUUAUAUAAAGAGCUUUCUAGUAAACUUAAAGAUGAAGUAAAUGAAUUAAAUAAGAUUGAAAGUAAAGAUAAAGAAAUUUUAAAAGAACUUCAAGAAUUUGAAUUUAACGAAACAUUUGAUAUUAAAAAAACAAAUAUUAAGAUAAGAAACAUUCUUGAUAAACUUAUUUAUAAAGAUGGAAAGUUGACGAAUUAUACAAAUUUAAGUAAAAUAGAAUUCUGUAAAUCUGAGAACAUUAACAUAAAAGAAUUAGAACCAGAAAUAGUUAAAUUUCUUAAAAAGGAAAUAUACAGUGAUAUCUAUUUAUCUAAAUUUGAUAUUGAUUACAUAUCAAUUUCAAUGUUAAACCUAUUAGAUGUUAAUGAUUACGUGUAUUUUGCAAAUAAAUUUUAUUUAUAA